Molecule: messenger RNA, 2097 nt
Organism: Punctularia strigosozonata HHB-11173 SS5
Lineage: Eukaryota; Fungi; Basidiomycota; Agaricomycetes; Corticiales; Punctulariaceae
Exons: 6
Coding region: 1-2097 (698 amino acids)
Source: RefSeq, a predicted model, not a curated record
AUGUCGGACGGCGUUUUGCAACUGUGCCGAUACAUGCGUCUCGUUCUCGGCGAACAGCUGGACCGCCGGUUCGUUCUCGGGCUGCUCCUGUGCGGACGCAAGUUGCUCGUCUGGUUGUGCGAUAGGUCGGGGCUGAUAGGAACGGAGGACCCGAUAGAUAUUCACUCGGAGCCGGAGACGUUUAUCCGGAUCAUCAUGGCCUUCUCCCAACUGGAGCCGCAUAGGCUGGGCUGGGAUCCUAACAUGCUGCUCGCGCGAGGAGAGGAAUGGAUAGCCCCCACCGACCCUUCGGUAAAACCGUCGGACUUUGGCCAAUCGCUCUACGACACCAAGUGGCAGAUUACCGUGCACCCCGGAAGAGUCUAUUACACUACGGAAGCUCUCAGUAUCAUACGGGCCGCAUCGUUAUCAGGAAGCGGGACGGUGGUCUGGAAGGUGCAAGACGAGAAUGGGGAGGAAUGCGUUUUGAAACGGAUUUGGCGUCUGAUAACGGCUCCCACGGAACAAGAUAUCCGAUCGGUGUUAACGAAGGAUUCGCCGGUGUGCGAGAUUGAGUUUUGCGCAGAUGCUAUGGUGGACGACGCCGUCGACAACACUCACCAGUCGAUACGUCGGGGCUUGGAGGAGUUGAGGGCUAAAAGUCUGGAGAAGGUCUCUAAGAGGAGGAAGAUUGCCGAUGCGCAGGCUGGCGUCGACGACGCGACCCACGCUGAGAAAUAUAUCCAUUUAUCCGCCGAGGGCAAGUUAGAAAACUUGGGCGAGGAACGCCAGCCCGCUCGGCGAGUUUGCACUUAUACCUUGAUGAAGACGUUCGGGAAGCCGAUCAAGUUCUUCACAAGCGUGGGACAGCUUUUGCGCGCGAUGCGCGAUGCUAUACAGGGGCACAAAGACCUUUGGUUUAGCCGCGCAAUGCAUAGGGAUAUCAGUCCCGGCAACAUCCUGAUCGUCGAAGACGGCAAGUAUACGGGCCGUCUCAUCGACCUUCAAAACGGCAAGAUAUAUGAACACGAUGUCGAAACUCCCUUCACCGACCCUCCAGAUGACGAGGAAUGCGAAUCGUUGAUCAAGGGGCUCAAGCGUAAACUCGGCGUCGAACUUUCGCACCACCAGGCACAAGAUCUUCUGAACCGCCAUGGGUUUGCCUGCGAGAUUGAAUCUCGCUGUCUAGCCUUGCAAAGAAGGAAGUUUUCAGACCAAGCCAUAAUUGCGCAUAUGCUUAGUACCACGUCCGAUAAGGUUGCAAGUUUUCCAGACGUGGAUCGCGCGACGGCGAAGAGCGAAGAGCGAUUAACUGGCACGGAGGCCUUCAUGAGCGGCGAGCUAUUGCUACCCGCACCCAAGCUGUACGAAAAAACUUCUGAGAACCGUACCCACAAUCACCACGUCAUCCACGAUGUGGAGUCGUUCUUCUGGGUGUUCGUCUACCUCUGCAUCACUCGAGACGGCUGUAGGGGAAGUCGCCGCCCUGAAUUGGGACCUUCUCUUCUCGACCCUAAGGACAUUCCCCUUCGACUCUUUGUCGACUGCCUAUUCGAUACAAAGUCUCACAAGACGCUUAUUUACACCAAGGAGAGCAUACUGAACGCUCCCGAUCACUUCAUCAAGUCUAUACUUCCAGAGGUUCACCCUGACUUACAGUGUCUCUCGACGCUGUUGGAAGGGUGGUGGCGGCUCAUGGCCCUUUCGUACCUGACUUACGAUCGCCUUACCCCGGGGAUCAUCCACGAUCAGGUUCUCGCUCUGUUCGACGCCGCCAUCAAAAAGUUGGCCGAGGCGCCUCCCCACGGUGCGGACGAGAAGCGUACCACGACGCCCGAUCUGGCGACGCAGCAGUUGCCGCCUAUUCUGGGACGGAGCGAGACCGAGCCUUCGACGCAAACCGGACAUUGGGACGGUUCCCCACGCAGGGCGAGGAGUUCCCCGCCUAGAAGGAGUCCCUCGCCUAGAAGAGAUGGAUCCGAAUCCCCGACCCCGAAUCCCAACCCCGGUGCUGCGCCCGAAUUCCCCUCGAGUAAGAAGAGAAGGACGGACAACGAAGGGGACCUUGAGCACCGCGAACGCGACAUCGACGACGACUCUGCACCUCUGUUUGAUUGA